This is a messenger RNA of Labrus mixtus (cuckoo wrasse), 4818 nucleotides long. Its product is annotated as pleckstrin homology domain-containing family A member 7-like. NCBI's taxonomy places the organism in Eukaryota, Metazoa, Chordata, Actinopteri, Labriformes, Labridae. Bases 79 to 4281 code for a protein of 1400 amino acids. Gene Ontology annotation, molecular function: protein binding. The transcript has 29 exons. The record is from RefSeq and is a predicted model, not a curated record.
GGCCCUGGCGGUGAUCAUUGAGCUCCCGGGAGACUCCAUGGAGAGGGAAUGACAUGAAAUAGGACUUCAGACCGGAUCAUGGCGGCGCCUCUCGGGCGGGACACCUUACCUGAACACUGGUGUUACGGUGUCUGCGCGGACGGCAGAGUCUUCUUCAUCAACGAUGAGACGCGGACUACUACCUGGCUGCAUCCUCGCUCCGGUGAACCGGUAAACUCCGGACACAUGAUCCGCUCAGACCUACCUCGGGGAUGGGAGGAAGGUUAUACGGACGAAGGGGCCAGUUUCUUCAUCAAUCAUAACCAGAGGACCACAUCGUUUCGCCAUCCUAUGAGCGGACAGAUUUCUACAGAGAACUUGGAUUUUAUCCUCCACGAGCCGCCUCAGGGUGUUCGUAUGAUGUCCAAACACACGGGCGAGCAGCUGUCCAGCACCACCGUCAGCGAGGCCUCCACUGCCAUCACCUCGUCCACGGUGGACACAACGCCUGCCUCCAAGGGCUCUCGCUCCAGCGGCAAAGUGCACAGCUUUGGGAAAAGAGAUCAGGCCAUUAAAAGGAAUCCAAAUGUCCCUGUGGUGGUCCGAGGAUGGCUCUACAAACAGGACAGCUCUGGGAUGCGUCUCUGGAAGAGGAAGUGGUUCGUCUUGGCUGAUUUCUGUCUCUUCUACUACAAAGACAGCAGAGAGGAGUCGGUGCUCGGCAGUAUCCCUCUGCCCAGCUAUGUCAUUUCACCCGUGGGACCUGAGGAUCACAUCAGCCGCAAGUAUGCCUUUAAGGCUAGCCACACUGGUAUGCGCUCGUACAUUUACAAGCAGAGCUCUGUGAUUGGCUCGCAGGCGGAACACACAGGGAUGCGGACGUAUUACUUCAGCGCCGACACACAGGAGGAUAUGACCACCUGGCUGAGGGCCAUGAACCAGGCCACCAUGAUGCAGAAGCACCCGGACACACUCAUCAGACCGUCUGAAAAUUUUGAGAACUUGCAAACGAUGCAGCAACACGCUGUCCCACAGACGAACCACGUAAACAACCACAAGUCCAAAACGCCAGACUCUGACACCAUCAGACCCAUUGUCCACGAGGUUCUCCUGGAGCCGAUCCACCGCGAUGCAGACGACCGCUGCAGCUUCCACAAAGACUCUCCUGCCACCGCCAUGUUAGGAAGCACACCCCUGGAAAUGGACACACACACCUCCCUCCCCUCUAAUCUCGCCCCCUUCGCCCUCCCGCUGUCAGACCACGUGUCGGCUUCAGCGCCCGUGUCCAGGGUUCCAUCUAGGGCACCGUCAAGGGCCGCCUCCACACUGCCCUCCAGUGUCUGUACGAGGAACGGCCUCGUGUCCACGCCCAGCCCCAUCCUGGAGCCGAACGGGAUAGCUGCCGGGACCUAUCAGAGGGCCCCCCCAGCGCCCACUGCUGACACACACAAACCGGUGCACAGGAGGAGCACUCUGGAGCAGGUGGAGCAGUGGGUCCAUGUCCAGAAGGCUGAGCACAAAGGCCCCCCCUCCAGAGAGAACACCCUCCCCCGUCGCACACCACCAACCCAGCACAAGUUCACCUCCAUGGACUCCUACCAGACACUGCCAAAGACCCCUCGCCAGAGCCCCCUCCCCGCUCGACUCGGCGAGUACAAGUACGCCCAAGACCGCCUCAGCCACUUCCGCCUCACCCCAGAGCAGGGAGGCCCGGCGGCCAACACCGUGUGGCAGCUGUACGAGUGGCAGCAGCGACAUCAGUACCGCCACGGCAGCCCCACGGCGCCACUCUACACCCCGGCCCCGGAUUACCCGUUCGGCCCUCGCCCACCUUCCACUGUGCCACCCACUGCAGCUAAGUCUGAAGGUGGGCCCCGGUGUGUGUCAGUACCACCUUCGUCCGCAGACAUCCCUCCACCUGGUCUUCCACCCGGGAGCAGCAGAACCCUGUCGCCCACUCGCAGGCCGCACACGCCGGCUGGGCGGGUGACAGUCAGACCUGUGGGUGAUCGCUCAGUGGUGGACAUCCCCUUCACCAUCUCCCCCCGCAGGAGCAAAUCUCAGAUGCUCAAGGCUGCUACUAUUGACAGACGGUCAAUGCCUCCAUCUGGCUACAUGACACACACAGUCAGUGCUCCCAGCCUCCACGGCAAAACGCCCGAGGAGCUCACCCUGUUCCUCAUUCAGCUGCGCCGGCAUCAGGCCAAGAUGGCCUCUGCCCGUCACCACACCUUAGCCCAGCUCCAGCGACUCAACGGCCCCAAAGAGCCCCUCCACAACAACCACCUCCUCUCUGCUAGCACCACCUCUAGCACCAGCCCCCUCCUCAGCUCUGGCCCGUCUCCCGUGUCCCGCCUCGGACAUGUGAGCCUCUCAGCUGCUCUGGGCUCUUGCAACACCCAGGCUGAUGACACCUACAUGCAGCUGAAGAAGGACUUGGAGUAUCUGGACCUAAAGAUCAGAGCUCUAGAGCCCCUGAUCCUCGCAGUUCACAGUUUACUACUACACUGCACUGCUGGGCCUCUCAGGCCUCUAAUGAACGUAGCUGGAAGUCAGAUGCUGAAGGAGUCGGGGAAAGCUGUCAAGGUUGCAGAAAGUGAUGUGGAUGUGAAGUUGAGCCGCUUGUGCGAGCAGGACAAGAUACUGAAGGAUCUGGAGGCGAGGAUCAGCUCCCUGAAGGACGACAAGGACAAGCUGGAGAGUGUUCUGGAUCUGUCCCACCAGCAGAUGGAGCAGUACCAGGAGCAGCCGGCCCACGCCAACAAGAUCGCCUACCAGCAGAGGCUGCUGCAGGAGGACCUGGUCACCAUCAGGGCCCAGAUAUCACGCCUCUCCACGGAGAUGGCACUCGCCUGGGAGGAGUACAGCCGACUGGAGCGAUCAGUGGAGCAGCUGAGGAUGGUGCUGCAGGCACACAUGAACCACAGCGCCACCCACCAGCAGGAGAAAGCUGAUAUGAAGCGCGAGCUGUGGAGGAUCGAGGACGUGAUGGCAGGACUGAGUGCCAGCAAAACCAACUACAAGAUCACCAUCGACUCUGUCCAGAACCCAGAGAGGAAAUUAGUGCCUUCAGUGUCAGACUCGGCAGUGCCUUCUCCAAUCACGGAGGUCCAGCCUCCUCCUCGCAGCUCCAUCCCCACCAUCCUCUCCUACACUUUGCCUCACAGCACCGUGCCAAAGUGGGCAGAGGAAAGCGCCCCUCCCAGGCCACCACUGCCUCGCCUCUACGACUACGAGGAGACGCCCCCUGUGGUGCCGCCUCUCCCCAAAGAGGCCUCGGUCAUCCGCCACAUGUCUGUGCGCGGGCUCAAACGCCAAUCAGAUGAAAGGAAAAGGGACCGGGAGAGCGGGCAGUAUGUCAUCAAUGGAGACUGUAAGCCUGACUUGCGGUCGUACUUGAGUGAACCAGAGCUGCCAGCGAUGAGCCACCACAGCGCCGGGUCUGAUGCUGACUACCAGUAUUUCCAAAGCCAAGGUCUGUCAGGUUCCUCAUCGCGGCUGAACCAGUCCAACUACAUCUCGUCCUAUGUCACCCUGAGGAGAGGUCCAGGAAGCUCUGCAGCCAGGUCUCACCAGGAGAGACCAAAGAGUGCCUUUGAGCGUCUGUCAUCGCCCACUGAAGCCCCGCAGCUCCCGGGCGCCCAGCCCCCAGGGAGAAUGACGGCGGAGGAGCAGCUGGAGCGGAUGAAGCGCCACCAGAGGUUGCUAGUCCGCGAGCGCAAGAGGAACCUCAGCCAGGGCGAACGUUCCUGCACGGGCCUUUCCACCUCCACCGUCACCACCCAGCGCUCCUCCUCCUCCUCCAGGCUGCCCUCCAACACAUCCGACCCUCCGGCCUCCGUGUUUGAUUGGCAGGCGGAACGACCUGUUGCAGAGGGUCAGAGCGAUGAAGGGUGGAAUCAAGUGAAAGACAGAGAAAAGAUCCAAUCAGAGGAGUGGGUGACGGUGAAGGCGCACAUACGAGAGGUGGACGUGGAGCCUUUCGAAUAUAACCUGGACAUCAGCCGAGAGCUGUCCAAACCUCAGAAAGUUGUAAUCCCAGAGCGCUACAUCGAGUCUGACUCUGAAGAGCCUCUGAGUCCGGAGGAGCUGGAGGAACGCUCACGCCGGGCCGAGCGCAUCAAGAACCUGCUGACCAAAUCCAGUGUUCAGAACAUUCAGCCGUCUGCACCGCUGGACUUCAGUGAGCUGGACUCGGCUCUGCAGCAGCAGGAGAGGAUCAGGAACGUGUCUCAGGUUCUGGCCUCUGAGGCGUCACGCAAAAGCAAACUGGUUGCAGCCAGAGCAUCUGCAGAGCACUGACCUGCAGGAACGAGCAACACAACACAACAGAUGAGGAUCUUCCAGAGGGAGAAGGAUCUGUGUGCAACUAACUGAUUCAUCUGUAACCAAUCACUCUUUUUAGACACAUUUUAUCAGAGUUGUGAUUCAGAGUUUGGAAUAAGAAUUUAGUUUUCUUGCUUCUACACUUGCACCACAAAAACUAAGUAACCAUAAUUUAUAACACAACUGAAUUAUUUGUUUUUUAAACUGAGAUGAUCGGCAUUGCUGUUUGGUCUGUAUUUUUACAAGUUUAUACAAGAAAUGAGAUGAAAGCCAAAAACCAAAGUGCUAACACUGUAGUAGGAAUGUUUUGACAUGAACCUUUAUUAUUUAUUGACACUGUUUAUCUUGAGCUGUUUGUUCAGCUUCUACUCUUUCUUUCUUAACUCUGUCACACAAUGACCACCUCCUGUCAAUCAACACAAAUACAGAACACUUUAAUACGAUUUAUAAUUAAAAAAAAACAUGAAAACGGUAAAGUCGUCAUAACAAAUAAAUAUUUGAUUAAAUGUUCAA